Messenger RNA from Saccharomyces paradoxus, 582 nucleotides. RefSeq names its product Sec63 complex subunit SEC72 (gene SEC72). Bases 1 to 582 code for a protein of 193 amino acids. The record is from RefSeq and is a predicted model, not a curated record. The transcript has a single exon. Lineage: Eukaryota; Fungi; Ascomycota; Saccharomycetes; Saccharomycetales; Saccharomycetaceae. Gene Ontology annotation, molecular function: protein binding.
AUGGUUACCCUUGAAUACAAUACAAACAGCAAACAGAUUACUGCAAGCGACGCUGUUGUGGCACAAUCUACCGAAACUAACAUCGAUCAAAUAAAUGUUCUCACUACGUCAUUGAUAGGAGAAACCAACCCGAAUUUUACGCCACAACCAAAUGAAGCCCUAAGUAAAAUGAUCAAAGGUUUAUUUGAAAGUGGUAUGAAGAACCUGCAACAGAAAAAAUUAAAUGAGGCAUUGAAAAAUGUUUCUUUAGCAAUCGAGAUGGCACAAAGGAAAAGAGCGCCCUGGGAAGCUUUUGCUAUUCAGCUACCAGAGUUACAUUUUAUGCUUCGUAGCAAAAUAGAUUUAUGUUUGAUACUCGGAAAGCAUUUAGAGGCAUUGCAAGACUUGGAUUUCUUACUUGGUACGGGACUUAUCCAACCAGACGUAUUUGUGAGGAAGGCAGACUGUUUGUUAAAAUUGAAGCAGUGGGAAGAGGCUAGAGCAACAUGCGAGAGAGGUUUAGCCUUAGCCCCUGAAGAUAUGAAACUUAGAGCUCUUUUAAUAGAAACUGCAAGGAAUUUGGCCGAGUAUAACGGUGAAUAA